Messenger RNA from Mustela erminea (ermine), 1604 nucleotides. It is a transcript of the gene ZNF662, whose product is annotated as zinc finger protein 662. Gene Ontology annotation, biological process: negative regulation of transcription by RNA polymerase II. The record is from RefSeq and is a predicted model, not a curated record. NCBI's taxonomy places the organism in Eukaryota, Metazoa, Chordata, Mammalia, Carnivora, Mustelidae. The coding region runs from base 119 to 1585 and encodes 488 amino acids. Gene Ontology annotation, molecular function: DNA-binding transcription repressor activity, RNA polymerase II-specific; RNA polymerase II cis-regulatory region sequence-specific DNA binding. The transcript is spliced from 5 exons.
UGCCGGGCGCGGGGCCGCCCUAUCGGAUCCGCCCGGGUCCGGAGCGUCCCUUCCCAACCCUGGGCAGCCGCCCGUCUGGCCCGGCGCGCACUCGCUUCCCGGGAGGGCGGCCUGGGCCAUGGCGGCUGCGGCCCUGGCGAUCGGGGACCCCUUCGGCCCUGCACUCGAGCUGCUACCGGGACAGCCCGCACCGGUCCGGGCGCGCCCGGAGUUAGUGACCUUCGAGGAUGUGGCUGUCUACUUCUCUGAGAACGAGUGGACCAGCCUGGCUCCCACUCAGAGGGUCCUGUACAGGGAUGUGAUGCUGGAGAAUUAUGGGGCUGUGGCUUCCCUGGCAGCAGUUCCAUUUCCUAAACCGGCUCUGAUUUCCCAGCUGGAACGAGGGGAAGCACCCUGGUGCAAAGCUCCUCAGGGAGCUCUGGAUGGAGAGGGCCCGAGGGGCAUCUCCUCAGGAUGUCCAUUUCUAAAGCCUGCUGGAAUCUCCCAUCUUGAGCAGGUGGAAGAGCCAUUGAACCUGAGAUCGCAAGGAGAGGGUCCAAGCCUAAUCUGUACUGAGGGUGUGUUGAAAAGUGAGAAAGAAGAUUGUGCUCUGAAGAAGGAACAUUUUGAGGAGCCAAAGGACCACAUGGUGGUAUCACACAGACCUCGGUGGUAUGGUUCCCAGGAAUUCUGGUUUGGAAAAACCUGUGAGGAGUUAAAAAGCAGGUUAGGGAGAUGGUCUGACUACUCAAAUGGGAGAAGUGUGGAGAACACUGCAAAUGAUAUUAUAGAAGUGAUUGUCAAAGAUGAGAUGGUGUCAGGAGAAGAUAGUUCGGAGAACACUGAUGUGAAUACCCACCUUGUUAUCCAUCAGAAAAUUCUCAGUCAGCGGGUGUUCUAUAUAUGUGAAGAAUGUGGCAAGUGUUUUGAUCAAAAUGAAGACUUUGACCAACAUCAGAGAAUUCAUAAUGGAGAGAAAGUCUAUGGAUGUAAGGAAUGUGGGAAGACAUUCAGUUUUAGAUCACAUUGCAUUGCACAUCAGAGAAUUCACACCGGGGUGAAACCCUAUGUGUGUCAACAAUGUGCUAAAGCCUUUGUUUGGAAAUCAAACCUGAUUCGGCACCAGAGAAUACAUACUGGAGAGAAACCCUUUGAAUGUAAGGAAUGUGGGAAGGGCUUUAGUCAGAACACUAGCCUUACACAACAUCAGCGAAUCCAUACUGGGGAGAAACCAUAUACAUGUAAGGAAUGUGGGAAAAGCUUUACUCGGAACCCAGCCCUACUUCGACAUCAGAGAAUCCACACUGGGGAGAAGCCUUAUGAAUGCAAGGACUGUGGGAAAGGCUUCAUGUGGAACUCCGAUCUUGCUCAGCACCAGAGAGUCCACACGGGGGAGAAGCCCCAUGAAUGUACAGACUGUGGGAAAAGCUUUAUCUGCAGGGCACACCUUAUCCGACAUCAGAGAAUCCAUACUGGAGAAAGACCCUAUAAAUGUAAUGACUGUGGGAAGGCCUUCAGUCAGAAUUCUGUUCUGAUUAAGCACCAGAGGCGCCAUGCUAGAGAGAAACCCUGCAAUUGUCUAACCGCUCACUUUCUUGAACAUUAGCAAACACAUAAUAACGGUA